GAUAACACAAGACCUUUGCACACUACCUUGGCCUGAGACUGAAGUCUACAAAACCAGCUCGGGGCCAACACAAACUCAACACAACACAAAUGCCCGCCCGGUUCGUGCAGCAGCCAAAAGGAUCACAUGUCCGCAAGCUGAGGUUCUGUUGACAUUCGUCUGCGACAACAAUAUCGGACUGCAAGCUUGCGUGAAACCCGGCACUUUCGGCUUCUCAGAGUCUCGUGCGGCGGCCAACAGCAGCAACAGGGACAAGUAGUCCAGAGUACACAAGCACGCUCCCAAUCUUCAACUUUAACCAAGGCCAGGCAAAAGACCCGUGCAGGUUGGAACCGUAGUACAACCACCACGGGGAACCCCACAACAGCAAAGUCCCCCAACAUCUUUCUUUACUGGACCUCCCUGGGGAAACAGAGAGAGAGAAAAUGGCAUUCCUGCUUGCCCUGCCCACGGAACUCCUCCUCGCCAUAGCGUCCCACCUCCUGGCCGCCAAGAACGGGAAAGGCGACGACGACGACGGCCAGGCAUCCCUCAGCUGCCUCACGCGGACCUGCAAGACCCUACGCAGCCAGCUCGUCGGCACGCUCUUCGCCCACAACGCACGGCACGGAUACGCCUCGGCGCUCCGGUACGGGGCCAUCGUCGGGGACCUGGACAUCAUCAACCUCGCGCUGAGCCAUGCCGGCCAGACCACAGCGGGAGGGACCAGCAGCAGCGGAGGCGGCAGCCGGCGAGAGCUACCGCCAGACCCGACAAGAGCGGUAGAGGCAGUCGUCGACCAGUGCCGGUUCCUCCCACCCCGGGCGCUACGGCGGGCCGACGCGUUCCGGGACAAGAUCCGGGAGGAGACGACGCGGCAGUGCGUCACCCCGCUGGGCUGCGCGGCGCUGUACGGGCAUGCGGACGCGGUGUGCGCGCUGGUCGACCGGGGAGGGGCGGAUCUCGAGGCGAUAGAUACCCACAGGCGGACGCCGCUGUUCAAGGCCGUGCGGUACGGGCAUGUGGACGUGAUCAAGGCGCUGCUGGAGCGCGGGGCGAACAGAAAAGCGAGGAACGCGGACGGGCACAGCGUGCUGUGCGUGGCGGUGGAGGAUCAGAGCCCGGAGCUGGUCGAGUGGAUGCUGAGCGAUGAGGACGAGGGCGGCGGGGGGUUUGGCGAGCUGGUGAACGAGCAGAUGGGCGGCUACGGGAACGUGUCGGCGCUGGCCGUGGCGGUGACGGCCCGCGUUGAGAAGGUGCGGAUGAUUGAGGUGCUGCUCAAGCACGGGGCGGAUGUAGCCAGUCGGGACACAGGCGGGUCGAAGGCGCUGAGGCUGGCGGCGGGGUGUGGGACGGUGGCGAGUGCUCGUGUGCUGCUCGAGCACGGCGCACCGGUCGACAGCAGAGAGUCGAGGGGACGGACGGGGCUGGCGGCGGCCGCCGCCGGCGCGCGGGCGGAUAUGGUCGAGCUGCUGCUGGAGUACGGGGCCGAUGUCGAGGCAAGGCACGACGACAUGGCCGGCGAGACACCGCUCAUGGCUGCGGCCCAGCGGAGCGCAACGGAGGUGGUCCGGCUGCUGGUGGAAAAAGGCCGGGCCCGGGUGGACAACGUCGACGACCAAGGCCGGACCGCGCUGACGCAUGCCGUACUCGCCGACCACUCCGACACUGCACGGUACCUGCUCGAGCAGGCCGGCGCCGACGUCGACCCGCAGGACCACAACGGCAUGACGCCGCUCAUGCUGCUCCUGCGCGACACUUAUCCCAACGACGCGGCUGUCGAGAAGGCCAAGCUGCUCCUCGCCCACGGGGCGCGCGUCGACAGGGGAUCUGGGCAACAAGGGAACGGGCCGACGCCGCUCGCGUGGGCGGUCGAGAAGGCUAUGGUGUACCGUGACGAGCCGCUACCGGCGUCGCUGGAGCUGAUGCGGAUGUUGGUGCUGGCAGGUGCCGACCCCCGCGCCCCGGACGACCGUGGGCAGACGCCGCUGUCGCUGGCGGGCUCUUCUAGCCUGGCGGAGCAUCUGUUGCGCGUCUCUGCCGAGGCUGGUUCCGCCAGGUAGUCAAUGCUGUCAGUGAAGAAGUUGAGCGCUCUGGUGGGCGAUCAGCAUGAGGACUGCGUGCUUACAACACUGCGUACAUAUACCCUUAGAAUGUCACGAUGGGUGAAACGGAGGCUGGCAGGGCGUAUCACCAGCUCCUCCUUUUCAUCACUACACAAUACAAGUUUAUUGUCUGAGCUUUUGUUCAUUGUGACUGAUUUGUACCAGUGGCAGUUCCGCUCCAUCCCUGUUGCCCAGAGAAUAGACAUACAGUCAC
Molecule: messenger RNA, 2298 nt
Organism: Microdochium trichocladiopsis
Lineage: Eukaryota; Fungi; Ascomycota; Sordariomycetes; Xylariales; Microdochiaceae
Product: ankyrin repeat-containing domain protein
Exons: 1
Coding region: 426-2042 (538 amino acids)
Molecular function (GO): protein binding
Source: RefSeq, a predicted model, not a curated record